This is a messenger RNA of Exophiala dermatitidis NIH/UT8656, 948 nucleotides long. RefSeq names its product glucose 1-dehydrogenase. The transcript is spliced from 8 exons. Bases 1 to 948 code for a protein of 315 amino acids. NCBI's taxonomy places the organism in Eukaryota, Fungi, Ascomycota, Eurotiomycetes, Chaetothyriales, Herpotrichiellaceae. The record is from RefSeq and is a predicted model, not a curated record.
AUGCAGCCCUACACUAAUCAAAGACCGGUCAAUUGUGACAUCGACUUCGACGCAAGCAAUAUCAAGGGCAAGACCGCUGUUGUUACAGGCGGGGCGAAUGGGAUAGGCGAGGCCUAUGUUCGUGCCUUGGUGAACGCCGGGUAUGCCUCUGUAGUUAUCGCAGAUCUGGAUGAGGAGGAGGGACGCAAACUCGAGCAGGAACUGGGAGGUUCGGUCAAAUUCGUCAAAUGCAAUGUGACCGUUUGGAGUGACCAACUUGCUGUAUUCAAGAAAAGCCUGUCACUGUCUCCUUCCGGAAGAAUCGAUAUAGUCAUUGCCAACGCUGGAAUCGCCGGCGGUGAUUCCGUCUACUUCACGGAUGUGGAAGCCGAAGAACCCGAAGAGCCCCGGCUGAACGUGCUCGGGGUAAACCUGACCGCGGUUAUGUACACCAUCAAGCUCGCACUCCAUUACUUUCGACGGCAGAAUGCCAUGAAUCGAGGUGAACCUCUAGACCAGGUUCUCGUCCUGCAGGGCAGCCUUGCAGGCUACGUGGGUCUACCGGGAGCCCCCCAGUACCAGGCCUCGAAAUAUGGGCUCCGUGGUGUGUUCAAGUCGUUGCGUUUGACCGAAUGGCAGCACAGCAUUCGAGUCGGUUACAUCGCCCCAUGGUUCAUCGAGACCAAAAUAAUGAGCGAGGCCGUACUUGACCACCUGAAGAACGCAAACACCCAGUUUGCCACGGUAGACGACGCCGCAUCUGCCCUGUUGAGAAUUGUGGCGGACAAAAGUAUCCACGGACGUUCACUGGCCAUCCUGCCUCGAAGUCUCGCGCCUCGAGGCUAUGUGGAUCUAUGUGACGACGAUCAGGAAGGUACUCUGCUGUACAGAUUGCAAGAAGCUGCCAGCAAGGGCACCCAUCGAUCCAGCCUGAGCGCGGAGAGUCAGAAGACCAGCACGCAGUGGUAG